Molecule: messenger RNA, 2303 nt
Organism: Prionailurus viverrinus (fishing cat)
Lineage: Eukaryota; Metazoa; Chordata; Mammalia; Carnivora; Felidae
Gene: CC1H1orf185
Product: chromosome C1 C1orf185 homolog
Exons: 5
Coding region: 4-693 (229 amino acids)
Source: RefSeq, a predicted model, not a curated record
CAUAUGGCUUCACCUAAUGGUUUUUUAAACCCCUUAACCUAUUUUCUGGCUGCUGGUGCUGUUACUUUGGGAAUUGGUUUCUUUGCUUUGGCAUCAGCUUUGUGGUUCCUGAUUUGCAAACGAAGAGAAAUAUUUCAAAAUUCCAAAUUUAAAGCAACUGAUGAGAGAUGCAGGCAAAGAUCAUCAAAGGCAAAGAUUAAAUCUCAUUCUCAGUGUGUUUUUAUUUCUCGAAACUUUCAUACUGGAGGAUACCAAUUACAGGAGGAACAAAGAAAAAAGGAAACAGCAUGUAUAAAAGCAAAUAGAGAUCACUCUAAAGAUGAAUUCUGCCUUGCAACAAAAAAGGUCAUUUGUGACCCUUCAGAGACUAGCUCGACAACGCAUCCCAGCAGUGUUACUUUAAGCUUAUCGACACUACAAUCUGAUUCUCAUUACAGCCAAAGUAUAGACGCAGGUGAUGACUGGUUUUCUGAUGAUACUCUAGCAAAAAAGAGCUCUCCAAUGCCUUCUCUCAGAGAACCUCAAAUGGAAAAAGUAUUUUCAUACCUGUCAACAAUUUCAUUAGAAGAAUGUACUGAAAAUGUACUGAAUAUGACACUUUAUGAUGAUCAUAAAGAUGACAGCAUUAAGGAAAUAUUUUCACGAAGAAAUGCAGAAGUUGAAAUACAAAAAUUUCAACAUAAUAUUGAAUGACUUUUUUCUUUUGAAACUUUGUGUACACUGAAAUAAUGGAAAGUUAAAACCAAAUUACCAGCUUCUGAGUCUCUUAAAAUGUCCAUACUAAUAUUACUUUUCUUAUUCCUUGCCAUAUAGUGGUCCUACUUCCCUUGCUGAUUCUUAUUUCUAGAAAUAAUUACAGGAAGAAUUAGAGUGACAUCAUGAACAUUAAGCUUAACUCCUUGUAUCUCAUCAAAAGAUAUAACAAAUAAUACAAACGUAUUUCAACAUGCAGGAAAAUAAGAAAUCUUCAGCACAAAUAGAGUUUUGAAUAAAACAUUCACAACAUUCCUUAUACUUUUGACAUUUUUAAUUUUAUUUCAAUGUGGGUAGGGCUGGGCAGAAUACUUUCAUCAGCUUUUCUGAAUUUUAAAUGCAUCAAUCACCUACAAUUCAAUUUUUAUUUUGUCACGAUUUUGGUAAACAAUAUACUCAAUAUCUGUUGCUCUUCUAGGGGAGCCUGGAACACUGUGAAGAAUCCAGAAUAUAAUUUUUCUUUGCCCUCUCCUAUGUCUGCUUCUCAGAAUGGUUUCCUAAUCCUUACCCCACUGUGAUGAAAAUGUGGGCAUCUAUGUUCUUAAGCCUCUGAUUCAAGCUAGAUGAAUCAGAGUUCCUCUCUAAUCAGAGACCCUUGGUCAGAGUUCUGUGUUUGGUCCUGAGGGAUUUCUGACACCCACUCUGUAAUUAAUCUUUUUUUUCCUCUUUAUCCUAAAUACUGUCCAUGUACUUAGUCCCCUUUUUCUUUCUUUGGGGAAAAAUUGCUAAAUAUAAUACUAGCUUUUGUGCUUAAUUUACUCAUACUGACACUUGUGCAUAUCUUCCCAAGAGAUAAAUCAUACCUAUUAAAGUAAAUGAAAAUAAACUUGUCUCAGUUAAGAUAGUAGCAUUACUCAGUCUGUCCCAUUACCCCUUUCUGUCCCAGGGGAAAUAGUAAAAAUGAUUAAAACACCUCUGUCUUCUAAAGCACCUUGUCAUUUCUACAAGUUAUCGGUUGUGAGAACAUCUAUCUAAUAUCCACCCCUACAUCUAAAUAAGCUAUUUCAGCUCAAUGUCUGUAAGGAAUAGCAUAUAUAUAAAUUGUUCUCUGUCCCUUGGUGUCCUACCAACUCAUAUCUUACUGCCUAUCCCAGAAAAGUCAUCUCUAAUUUUGGUGAGAUGCUAUAACUUUCCUACGAAUUUGGGGUUGGAGAUAAGAGAUUCUAGCUUUGAUCUCAUUAGUCUUUGGAAUAGAGGAAACAAACUGGGGAGCUGUGGGCUGCCAUGUCCUACCUUGUGGUUUGGGAAGAAAAAAACAGUAAAUCUGCUGUGAGAGAGCAGUGAAGCACUUGCAAAGUGAAAAGCAGAUAUGAGAGGUCAGGAGAAUGUAAUUCCUGGCUUUUUAACAGUCCUCCAUUUCCUUGUUCCAGCUCUUCAUGAAGCCUGCCCUUGGCUUGGUAUGGCACACGUUAUCCUAAUAAUAAAUUAACCUAUUUUCUUAAGCUAGCAAGAUCUGACAUUUAUUAGUGUCCUGUUUUAAACUAUUGUUCUGGGCUUUGGCAAAGUACCUUGUAAUUUUAUAAUAAAUUAUUGUUUUUGCAUAAUGCAGA